Molecule: messenger RNA, 1523 nt
Organism: Exophiala xenobiotica
Lineage: Eukaryota; Fungi; Ascomycota; Eurotiomycetes; Chaetothyriales; Herpotrichiellaceae
Exons: 1
Coding region: 89-1345 (418 amino acids)
Biological process (GO): nucleocytoplasmic transport; activation of GTPase activity
Cellular component (GO): cytosol; perinuclear region of cytoplasm; nucleus
Molecular function (GO): small GTPase binding; GTPase activator activity
Source: RefSeq, a predicted model, not a curated record
CAAGAGUCCAUGUCCAGUCUGUUUGAACAGCAUUAACAAGUCUCUUUUUCCUUGCAUAUCACAUCCAGUCCGUCACUCUCCAACGACCAUGGCAGGGGAAACCUUCUCACUCGCCGGCAAAGGCCUAAAACUCGACACCAAGGAAGACCUAGACAAGCACAUUGCACCCCUCCACGAAUCCUCGAAUAUCACCCACAUCGACCUCUCGGGCAACACACUCGGCGUCGCUGCAUGCGAAGCCCUUGCACAGAUUCUCUCAUCCAAACCCACUCUUCAAAGCGCAGAUCUGCAUGACAUCUUCACCUCGCGGCUCCUCGAGGAGAUUCCUCCGGCUCUCUCAUCCCUGUUGAACGCCCUGCUCGAAUGCCCGAACCUGCACACAAUAGACCUGAGCGACAACGCCUUUGGGCUGAACACAAAAGACCCACUGGUCGACUUUCUCUCGAAACACGUGCCCCUGAAACAUCUCAUCCUGAACAACAACGGCAUGGGCCCCAUCGCAGGCACAUCCAUAGCCGAAGCGCUGGUGGCACUCGCCGAGAAGAAGGAGGCGGCACGAAAAGAAGGCAAGGACGUCCCGCACCUGGAGAGCAUAGUCUGCGGGCGGAACAGGCUCGAGAACGGCAGCAUGGUGGCGUGGGCCAAGGCGUACGAAUCGCAUAAAGAGGGGAUCAAGAGCGUUAAGAUGACCCAGAACGGCAUACGGCCAGAGGGCAUUUCACACCUCAUCUCGUCCGGUCUCCGACACUGCAACAAUCUGCAGGUUCUGGAUAUGCAGGACAACACUUUCACCCUUAAGGGCGCUCAGGCCCUUGCGAAGACGGUGACUGGAUGGACCAGCCUGAAAGAGCUGGGCGUGGGAGACAGUCUUCUCGGCGGUCGAGGCGCGGUUCGGGUCUUCGAAGCGCUGUCCUCGGGUGGCAAUGAAGGCAUUGAGAUCUUGAGACUGCAGUACAACGACAUCAACCCUGCCGGUGUCAAGGCGUUGCUGCAGGCUGCGAAAGAGGCAUUGCCCAGACUGCGCAAGGUAGAAUUGAACGGGAACAAAUUCGAAGAGGAGGACCCGUCGAUAGAGGCCCUUGCUGAGUUGCUAAGUGAGCGGAAAGACGAGCACGGCAAGCACGACGAUCCGGAUGACCAUUGGGGUUUGGACGAGCUUGACGAGCUUGAAGGUGAGGACAGUGAAGAAGAGGAGGGUGGUGAAGAGUACCUCGAGGAAGAGGAAGAGGAGGAGGCGCGAGAGCGACUAAUCAAGUCAGACGAGGAAGCAGAGGAAGAACCCGUCGCUGAGAAGAAGGAUGUCGAGGUUGAUGAGCUGGCAAAUAGGCUCGAGAAGACGCUAUGAUAGUGCCGUGCGAUUUAUGGAUAGAUGGGGCACGGUGGAAGAACAGCACAUAGCAUAGCAUAGCAUAGCACCUUUUUGGCACAUACGAUACCCCUUAGAAUAGACGGACACAGAUAUUGGAAGAUAUUAUUGUGCAUGUACCUGUGGGCUUGGAUUGGUCCCUGAUAUGCAUCCUGGU